CCUGCGGGGGACAAGGGGAGAGUGUCGGAGGGGCAGCGAGGGGGCUCUCCCCGCAGUGACAGACAGCGACCCCAGUAGACACCACUGUAGUAAGAACUCCGCUGUCCUAUCAGUCACUGUCUCGUCAUGAUAAUCUGGCAUCAGUACUAAGUGGCACUUCUGUCAGACAUUGCAUAGAAUAAUUCAGACGUUUCAUAUGCUGCUGCCUCUCACUCCUGGGACAUGAUAUUUUCUCGAUCCUGAGGAUGGAAAUGGGCAAUAGGCACCUUGUAAAGACCUUUGUAUGCAACAAACUCUCCCGGAAAGGAUUCAACCCAAGUUGCUGCACUGAGCUUCAGGAUGAGUGUUUGGCUAAUGGGGCCUCUCCCACAGGUGAGGCUGGGCGCCAUGCUGGAGGACACGAGGAAAGCAAUGUGGAGGAAGAUGUAGAGCAGGCACUGCUUGAAGCAUCUGAGGAAUUUGAGCUGAGAUAUCGCCGAGCAUUUAGAGACCUCACCUGCCAGCUGCACAUUACCCCGGACACUGCAUAUCAGAGUUUUGAACAAGUGGUGCAGGAGCUGUUCAGGGAUGGCACGAACUGGGGGCGCAUUGUGGCAUUCUUUUCUUUUGGGGGGGCACUUUGUGUUGAGAGUGCAAACCGGGAAAUGGAAGAGCUGCUACCUAGGAUAAUCCAGUGGAUGACUACGUAUUUGAACACCUCAUUAGAGCCCUGGAUACAAGCAAAUGGAGGCUGGAAAGCUUUUGUCAGUCUAUACGGAAAUGAUGCUGCUGCCAAUACAAGGAAGAGCCAAGAACUAUUUGGGAUGUUGCUGUUCACUGGAGUUACGCUGGCGGGGCUCUUCCUGCUGGCUUCCUACAUGAGCCGCAGAUAACCCUUCACCCGCUGGACGUAGAGCAGAAAGGUCAUAUGAUGGCGCAGAAUGUUCCUUUUCCUAAUCAUGAUACACAAUGUAGCAGUGAGGAAGCAGAAAUGUUGGCAGUAGUACUUCUUGUCACACAAUUGGCAGAUGCUGAAACCACAGUAACUAUUUGUUAGCUAUUUUAAAUCCUUUUAGGAAUUGAAGCUUCUUUUUUCUUUGGAGCAGUGUUAAAUUGUUUUUGAAUAAAUUGUUUUUCUGUUUCUGCUGGCAGCAGCUAA
Pseudophryne corroboree (corroboree frog) is the source of this 1138-nucleotide messenger RNA. RefSeq names its product BCL2 like 1 (gene BCL2L1). Bases 246 to 872 code for a protein of 208 amino acids. The record is from RefSeq and is a predicted model, not a curated record. Gene Ontology annotation, biological process: intrinsic apoptotic signaling pathway in response to DNA damage; negative regulation of intrinsic apoptotic signaling pathway; extrinsic apoptotic signaling pathway in absence of ligand. Lineage: Eukaryota; Metazoa; Chordata; Amphibia; Anura; Myobatrachidae. The transcript is spliced from 3 exons. Gene Ontology annotation, molecular function: protein heterodimerization activity; protein homodimerization activity. Gene Ontology annotation, cellular component: mitochondrial outer membrane.